UUUUUUCAAGUACCCAUUGGUAGUUUUGUAAACAUUGAUGUUGAGUGAGUCAUGUCUUCAGUGUAUUUGACCAUGUUUUUUCAUUCUUUAGUUGUAAAUCAAGAGAAGUUGAAAAUCUGGUGGCAUGGCUUUAAUCACCCUGCGGAGGAAUGUUUGUCACUUACCUGCUUUUUGGAUACACGGAGCUGCUCUAAAAAAUCAACCUAUAAAUCAUGUUCACAAGGCAGUCAAGGGACAUCAUCUGUGUCCUUGGUUCUGUUCACAACCACCUGAGCUUUUCCGGGUAAGAUUUCGUCACGCCUGUUGUAAAAAGUUUCAUUCAGAAAAUGGAAAUGACCCUCAUCCAGUUGGUGAGCCAGUAUACUCUCAAGUACGUGACUGGGACAGGCUUGAACAAAAUCUUAAAAAUGAGGACGAACAGCUAUUUAUCAGGAGACUGAACGGCUUCACUUCCUCAGAAGAAGUGUUAAGUUUCAUAAGCACAAUGGAAACUCUCCCUGAUGCUGUGGCAGCAGGAGCUUUACAACGGAUUUGUGAAGUGGAAAAAAAAGGUGGUGAUCGAAGGCUGCCAAAAGACAUACUAGAGAAUAGCCUCUUUCAAGCGUUAUGCUUUCAGUUUGAACAGGAGCCCUCACAUCUGUCAAACACUAGUUUGGUGGCUGCUUUGCAUUCUCUGAUUCUGUUGCAUGUGGAUCCUCAAAGUAACCUAUUGCUGAACCUGGUGGCAGAGUGCCAGGAUCGUCUCAAAAGAGGUGGGCUGGAAGUUCACAAUCUUUGUAUUCUUGGAGAAAGUCUGAUUAGACUGCAAGGCCCAGAUUGUGUGACACUAGAACUGAUUCUUUAUCAACUGCAAGGUGAAAAAUUGGAAACAUUUACCCCGGAGGAUAUUGUGGCCCUUUAUAGAAUAUUGCAGGCCUGUGCUGAAAAAAUGGAUCAACACCAAACGUUUUUAAAUAAGAUAAACAACUUUUCCCUUUCAAUAGUUUACAGCCUGAGCCCUAAAUUGAUUAGCCAAAUGCUCACUGCCCUCGUUGCCCUUGAUCAAACUCAGGCACUUCCUCUGGUUAUAAAAUUGGGUAAAUAUGUUGUGAGGCACAUCACACAUUUCACUAAUGAGGAACUUGGAAGAGUCUUAGAGGCUUUCAUAUAUUUUGGGCACAGUGACAGAUUUUUUACACAAGCCCUAGAGCAAUACGUAACUACACUUUCUCUUACCUUGGAUCCCGAAGUUGUCAGCAAAAUCAUGGAGUACUGCAGUAGAAAACUGAUUCUUUCAAAACCCAUCUUUGAUGCAGUGGCAGAAAGUUUUGUUUGCCAAACAGAAAAAUUUUCACCUAGUCAGGUUUCUAAAUUAAUUGAGCCAUUUGGAAAACUCAAUUAUUUGCCACCAAAUGCCUCUGCUUUAUUUAGGAAGCUAGAAAAUAUGCUAUUCACUCAUUUUAAUUAUUUUCCACCCAAAACACUAUUGGGACUUCUCCAUUCAUGUUCACUUAUUGAACGCCAUCCAGUCAACUUUAUGGCAAAAAUAUUCAGCCCCUUUUUCCUUCAGCGUCUUCAAGGUGAAGAAUCUUAUUUGGACAGAUUGAGCCUGGCCCGACUGACCCAGCUUUUCUUAACUUCAGUCCUAGAGUGCCAUUUCUAUAAGGGUCCAAAACUUCUUCCUAACUUUCGAGUGAGAUCGUUUCUUACUCCAUGCUGUUCCCUGGAGACCCCUAUGGAUUUUCAGCUUUAUAAAUCUGUGAUGGUUGGACUGAUUGACCUUUUAGGAGCAAGAUUGUAUUUUGCUUCAAAAGUGUUAACACCUUACUGUUAUACGAUAGAUGUGGAAAUUAAAUUAGAUGAAGAAGGAUUUGUAUUGCCAUUCAUGGUUGAUGAAGAUGUCCAUCAAAGGGUAGCACUGUGCAUUGAUGGUCCAAAAAGAUUUUGCCCUAAUAGCAAACACUUAUUGGGAAAAGAAGCUAUUAAACAAAGACACCUACAGUUACUUGGUUAUGAAGUUGUUCAGAUCCCGUAUCAUGAGAUUGAUAUGCUAAAAUCAAGACUAGAAUUGGUGGAAUAUUUACAGAGAAAACUAUUUUCUCAAAGAAGUGGUGACCAUUGGUAACAAGAAGGAAUAAUGGCUUCAGAACUUAGUGAAAAAAAUUAUAUUUUUAUGGGACUUGGUAUUUAAAAAAGAAUAUGUGAAUUAGCCAUUUUGCAGAAUUAUGUUUAUAUUAUACCUUUCUAUGUCUACCUAGAAAGGGUCUAUAGUUUUCCUUAUACCAUGUAUACAUUUAUCAGUGGUAAAUUCAAAAUUAGUUUUAAUUUAAUACUAGUAUCAUAGAUACCUUUUAUACAUCAAACAGAAUCGAUCACGUGCAAUAAAGGAAUGAAUGUUAUUUUUAAAUCUUUUGUUUGUAAUAAUUAACUGCUAACUGAAAAUAGUUUGUUCUUUGUAGACUUUUAUUGUCUAACAAAUGUAAGCAAGCAAGAAAUUUUAUCUUUUAUCUUUUACUUCCUUAAAUGUUUUGUCAGUGAAAGUGUGAUGUAUGGUUAGGAAAAGGAGCACUGAAAAAUAGACUAUAGUACUUUGGAUAUAAACAUUCAUAAUUAUAGAACUAUCUAGAAAUAACCCUUUAGAUAAUAAGAUAUAUUGGUAUGGUAACUUUAAAAAAAACAAAGGUGCAGAGAAGUGAAAAAGCAACUUAAUUUAGGUAGGGGCUUAAAUUUUGAGUCGAGAAUGAAUUGUCAUUAGUUCAUUGCAGAUGCUUCAUUGUCUCAUUGUAUGAUCAGGUUAAUGCUUCAGGGGAGAAGAGGACGUGGGGGCAGACUGGGAUAGGAGAAAGAGCUUUGGAGUUGGAAACUGAGGCUCUGCUAGUGCUGUGACUUGGGCAGGGACAGCUGCUGUUUCUCAUUCUCUCACUCUGUGCUGAGCGCUUUGGCACGAUGCUUGUGUGAGUCUCACAUCGUGACUCCUGAUUUUAAGUAUAGCUCCCGUUUUACAGCCCAGCUCAGAGGGGAUGAAUAUUCUACCUGAUAUUUCAUUCAUCACUGUUGAUGAGUGUAACUUUUUAAUCUGGUCCCGAGAAGCAGGUGGAACACAGUGGCUAAGAAUCUAGGUUCAGUAAUCCUUCGGCAUGGGUUUAAGAUCUAGCUUUGCCAUUGCUAACUGUGACCUUGUUCUCCAGUUUCCUGAGAGCUAAUCAUACAUCACAGGGGGCUGUGGUAACACAGUAGUAUAAACUGGGAAGCUUAAAACAACAGAACUGCAUUCUUUCCUAGUUCUGAAGGCUAAAAGUCCACAGUCAAGAUGUCAUCAGGGCCAUGCCCCUGUGAACCCUCCAGGGGAGGAUCCUUUCUUGCUUCUUCCAGCUGCUUCUGGUGGCCCCAGACAUUCCUCAG
Molecule: messenger RNA, 3381 nt
Organism: Microcebus murinus (gray mouse lemur)
Lineage: Eukaryota; Metazoa; Chordata; Mammalia; Primates; Cheirogaleidae
Gene: FASTKD3
Product: FAST kinase domains 3
Biological process (GO): mitochondrial RNA processing; regulation of mitochondrial mRNA stability
Cellular component (GO): mitochondrial matrix; ribonucleoprotein granule
Molecular function (GO): RNA binding
Source: RefSeq, a predicted model, not a curated record